GCCAUGGCAGCCUUCACUGUCAAGGCUACAUAUCGCAGCGAGACUCGCAAGUUCUCUUUACCUGACUCUACCUUUCCUACCUACGACCAGUUGUACAGCCAGCUGUAUCGGGUUUUCCCCAUAUCCCAUUCCUUCUAUCUAUCAAAGCUUCUGUUUACUCCCAGUCCCACUUCCAAUGCUCGUAUUCUAAUUGGCAAGGAGGUCCACUCUCCCGAAGAGUAUGACCGCCAUGUUGCCCCUUAUCGGGGAGGCUCCUGGCAUGGCGCCCUCCUCCGCUUUUCUGUCUUCGACGAGACUCCACACAAGUCUUCAACCGUGUCUCCGAGUGACACACUGCAUGACCCCUUCCCAAGCACCCCAAGCUCGCACUCUGUCGCGUCUGCCACCACUGCGUCCACGGGCGCCUCCUCACCGACCGUUGUUGGCCCUGCUGCGGACUCCCGUCUCCAUCUCAGGGGCCGACAGGAACUGGUCGACCGCAUUCGAGGACAUAUGAACAACCGUCUGUCUUUACAUACUAUGCCUCCAACUCCUCCGGCUUCGUCCCGGCCUACGUCCAUGGCCGAGUCUUCAUCUCGACCCACCUCCUUGGCUUCGGAGCCGGAUGGAUGGCGACCACUACCCAUCCGCCCUCCGUCGAGGGGUGAGUCCGCAGCGAGCACUGCGAGUGUCCGUACAGCUCGGCCUUCGUUAUUUGACCUUCUUGCGAACGCCCCGUCGACUCAGUCGGUUCCUCGCGCCGUUGGCACUCAGCCAGGCGCAGAUUCUGACAUUGUCGACCUUUCGUCGGACAACGAGACCAUUUCGCGCCAUAGAGACAUCAGAUCGCGCGUCGACUCGACGUGGAAGAACGACAGGCCUGUGCCAGACGCGCUCGUCCUUGACGACAGGUCCCCUUCCCCUCGGAGGCCAUCCAUUGACGAUCUCUCUUUACCUCCGCGCCCGCAUACCUUUGUCGCGCCGCCUCCCCCCAUACUCUUCUCGCGGUCAAGCAUGAGCAGCUUGCGUGCUGAACGCGGCAUUGCGCAGACUGACGGUCACGUGCACAAGCCGGCGCCGACUCCCCGCUGCGCUGUUACACCGCCUAUCACCUUACGCACUGAGGCCGCGCAAUUCGCUGCGCAGUCCGCGCAGCCGCCGCAGUCAGAGUCGGGAGAGAGAGCUAAAGAGUCCAGGCGACGUGGACGGUUGACUCGGAUGUUCAUGGACGAGACGAGUCCCCUCCUCCCGAAAUCGAAGGAUGAACCAUGUUGCUCAGUCUCCGAGGCCAAAGCUGAGGUCAAGGUCCUUAUGGAGAAGUUCAAGAAUGACUACGAGCGGGUCAUGGUGAAGGCUUUCGGGGAAGGCUGGGACAGGGACAACAAGGCCUCGCCGAAGAUGGAGGAGGCUCCGCUACCGCGCCUUCCUUCUCCACCGACGCAUCUGCCUGUCAUGCCGGACUUAGUCAAUCCUCGCAAGGCCCCUCGUCUGAACUAUUACCCCCCUCCGUUGCCGGUUUUGCCGAGGCGCAGCCUGUACUCACCUCCACCGCUACCGCCGCCCCCGCCUCCUUUCGUGCACUCCAGGCCCUCGUUAUCCUCACCCUCGUUGCCAACGCUUCUUCCGUCGUCGUCGUCGUCGUCGUCGUGGCAAAGGGCCCUACCACCACCUCCUCCACCGUGUAUCAUACCAUCUCUUCCCCCUCCGCCUCCGCCAUUCAUACGUGCAACGCCUACUGUGCACGUACAGGUUAGCCCGAAGGCAGAGCAAUCGUCUAUGUCUCCGUCAUCUACCAUCAGCACGCCGCCGUUGCCACCUCCGCCUCCCAACUGGAUCCCUUCCGUCGCCUUCAAUCCUACCCAGGAUGCCUCUCAGCGCAAUGACGUGCGCCCCGAAAUUGGCCGUGAAGGUCGAGACAAUGAGGAGACGGUGCACAAGAACGUUAGGUGCGACUUCUGUGGAAGAAGAGACAUCAGAGGGAUUAGAUACAAGUGCCUGCAGUGCCCAGACUUCGAUUGGUGCAGCACUUGUAUGGCAUCCCCUGAAGCUUGGGAAGCACAUGCAGCCACGCACCCCUUCUUCCCAAUCCACCGGAAGGAAGACUUCCUGCACUUCUGUUAUGUCAAGGACCGCCGUGACCGUCGUCAGCUUGCGCACAACGGCAUCACAUGUGACGGCUGCCAGGAGAAGAAUAUCCGGGGUGUGCGUCAUAAGUGUCUGCAGUGCCAGGAUUACGACUUGUGUGAUAAGUGUGUUUCUAGCCCCAAGACACGCCAGGGCCACGACGUGACCCACGUUUUCUUCCCGAUCGAGACGCCCGGCGACAAGGACGCAUACAACAAGGCCCGUAAGGAGGCAAGCCAGCCUGCAAACGCAGCCCUGUCCCCCGCCACUCACGUUCGUGUGCACUGUGACGGGUGCGAGCAGUAUCCCAUCGUCGGCGUAAGGCACAAGUGCUUGGAUUGUGACGACUUUGACUUCUGUACGUCGUGCAUCUCAGACCCAACCAAGCGCGAGGAGCACGAUCCUUCACACUCGUUCUUCCCCAUGGACAAGCCCUCCGACUACUCGAAGUUCGACAGGAUCCGCGCCAACCAUCGUCGCACCACGGUUGAGCCCCUGCGCAACGACAGUGGCUCCGCUCACGUUCAGACGGGCGGACGUCUCCUGCACAAGAACGUCUUCUGCGAUGUUUGCACUGUUGAGAUCGUUGGUGUGCGUCACAAGUGUCUCGAUUGCCCCGACUACGACAUGUGCGACGAGUGCAUCUCGACUCCGCACCUCCGCGAACAGCACCAUGCGCAACACCAGUUCUUCGCUAUCGAGAAGCCUGGCGAGGUCGUCGUCCACACGGUCUUCAGCGGUGAUGGUGAGCGUGAGCCUCCGCGUCCGGCCCCGGUAACACCUCGCGUCAAUAUCCCUCGGUCUGAGGACGUCGAGCCUGUCGUGCACAAUGCGAUGUGCGACAUGUGCGACUCCAGGAUCCGCGGCGAUCGCUUCAAGUGCUUGAACUGCCCCGACUAUGACGUUUGCCAAUCGUGUUACAAGAUCACGCCCGAGCAGCAUCCCGACCACGGCUUUGUCAAGAUCAGCGAGCCGGCGACUCUCAUGAUUCGUAACUCGGCCAACGAUCCUAUCCACUACGCGUCCUGUAACGUAUGUGGCAGUCAGAUCAGGGGCGUUCGGUACAAGUGUGUGCACGAGUCCUGCGACGACUUCGACUUGUGUCAGAACUGCGAAGCUCACCCUAUCUCGGUCCACCCCGUCCACCACCCCUUGCUCAAGUUGAAGACUCCUGGCGCCGUGAUUCCUUUGGUGCUGCGGACUCAAAACGUGCCGCCAAUGCCGAUGAACCCCAGCUCGCCUAUUCGCACGCCGAGCCCUUACGGAGUAGACUAUGCGGAGACACCAGUACCGCGCGAGCCCAAGGUUAUCGACAUGGAGUCGUCGUUCACGAACGCGCCUGCCCAUCCUCCUGCCCUCCCGCUCCCGGAAUUUACCCCUGAUUUGGAAGUCCCUGUACUCCCACAAGUCACUCCGCCCAUCGUAGAGAAUCCGUCCCCACGUCCAUAUCGUCGCAGUCUUAACCCCUUCAGCCGCUUUGAACAUCCUAGCCCGGAGUCCAUCAUGUUCGCGUCCUUUCCGAGACACAUGAGCCCUAUGCGACCUACGCCGCCAUCUCCGGAGCGCCUGGCAUCCCCUCCUCCGCUGUCGCCCAUUAGCGACGUUGACUUCGCACCGCCUAGAUCUCCUUCUCCCCCUCGACUAGUACCGGUUCGUAGCUGGGAGGACAUGUUCGGUCGUGCCGUGCCCGUAGUGGAGAUCGCUUCCGUGAUGCCCCAGUUCGCGCAGCUGGUCAACCUUGACGAUUCUAUCCGAGCAACCUCUCCUGAGCCCAUGCCCUUCCUUGAUGAGCGCGCCCAAGCCUCAGCUGAUUCUGAGCCCUCUGCGACGGCUGAGCAUAACGACGCUGAAGGCACGCUUGAAGGGAUUUCGACGCCGUCGGAUGUCACAACUUCUUCAGCAUCGUCGAAGUCAGUUCCCAAGCUUGGUCUUGUCAACAGCGAAUGGCGUGAACUAUGGCCUGAGAUGACUUCAAUGUUCAAGCACCUCCUCCCGCCCUCUCCUGCCGAACCAUCGUCGACCGCCGAUCCGUCCCCGGGCAAUGGAUUCGCAAUCUCCAAUGCUAUCACGAAUGAACCUAGGAGUCUCGAGGAGCUAAAUGGCCCGGUUGUCGAGGAGUCGCCUUUGGUUGGCGAGCCGCUCCUGUGCCGGCCGCUAAUGCCAGAGAGGUCGGAGAAUCGUUUCACCGCCCGACGCAGUUUGAGCGACCUCAUCAAUUCCAUGUCUCCCACCGUCGUCGCCAUUCCGCGCGUCCCGAGCCCGGAAUCUCCCAUCUCUUCGCCGCCAUCCCCGGUCCAAGACCAAGUAUCCCUCCCGCCUCCUACGGUCCCAACGUCGCCGGUUGUAGCGCCGAUCGUGUCACCCUUCUGGGAUGCCAUCGCCCGCCUCAACCCGCCUCUGCUUGCUGCCUUCGUCUCGGACAGCAACAUCCCUGUCGGACAAGUUUUCCCUCCUGGAGCCGAGUUCGUGAAGUCUUGGCGGAUGCGCAACGACGGCGCCGUGGACUGGCCUGAGACCACGGAGCUCGUGUUCGUCGCUGGAGAUCGUAUGGCACCCUACACCGGCGCUCCUACGAAGUUCAAGAUUGGCACCGUGAAGGCUGGCGAGGAAGUCGAAUUGGUUUCUGGUGAGAUGAAGGCCCCUGAAGUCCCCGGCAAGUACGUGAGCUCGUGGCGCUUGAGCGACGGCAACGGCAAUCUGUUCGGACAGAGUGUUUGGGUCGACAUUACGGUCGCGGAGAUGAACGAACCCUCGUCGGACGAGUCGCUCGCCGCUUCGUCGGUGAUCAUGCCUCGAACUGCCGGGCAAACUGUUUCAGCUCGGUCUAGCAUUGAGCACCAGUUCUCCACGUCUUCUAUGACGGUCCCCUCUGCUCCCCCCUCUGAGAUCGACUCCUCCGUCUCUUUGCUCGACGUUUCGUCUUCCAGCUCUUCGGACGAUGAAGACUAUGCCGUCUACGAAGAUAGUCGCUCGCAAUUCGUCCCUUCCCCCGCCGCGGACGCGCAAGACGUCGAGUAUGUGAUGUUGUUCGACAGCUCAUCUGAAGACGAUUGAGCCCGAACUUGCACUGCCAUAUUUCUUGUUGACUAUGAAUGGGUAUACAAAAUUUCUUUCUUGAUUACGGUUUGUACGAUAGAGUCGAGAUCUGUGAGGUCGAUGCGUCCGAAGCGUAGCGGUUCAUUGUGCGUGUAUCAUAGUUUGAGACUCGAAAGGAAAUAAAUACACAUAUGGCCGGCUAAUGUACAUAUAUGUCUUCCACUGGUUCUGACCUACGCCAUCCCAUUACUUGGCUUCUAUCAGAGUGAUCUUCUCAAGGCGUAUGAGUGACUAUCCCGAACGAGGAGUGAACGCGCCCUCUGUGCGGAGCUGGCUGACGGCGUGCUCGAUAUCCGCCUCGAGGUCAUGUUGCCAAACAGGAUCGAAUUGGUGUCGCAGUUUCUCCCGGAGCACCUCAACAUCCGACCUCUCCGCUCCUUGCAAAUCGUUGAUCGUGCCUGAAGUGUAACUCAUGUUCCAUACCAUCUGCGCCCGGGGUCGACGAAUGCUUGAGUACGUCUUCAGAACGGCCUCCAGAUUGGCGACAUGUGUCUCGGGAUGGCCCAGCAGACGGGAAAGAAUAUAGGCAUCUUCAAGACCCUGGCCGGCCCCAGCUCCUAAAUGGGGUAGCAUGGCAUGUGCC
Dichomitus squalens LYAD-421 SS1 is the source of this 5782-nucleotide messenger RNA. RefSeq lists its product as uncharacterized. Bases 4 to 5157 code for a protein of 1717 amino acids. The record is from RefSeq and is a predicted model, not a curated record. Gene Ontology annotation, cellular component: amphisome; aggresome. Gene Ontology annotation, molecular function: K63-linked polyubiquitin modification-dependent protein binding; zinc ion binding; protein kinase C binding. The transcript has 11 exons. Gene Ontology annotation, biological process: mitophagy; aggrephagy; endosome organization. NCBI's taxonomy places the organism in Eukaryota, Fungi, Basidiomycota, Agaricomycetes, Polyporales, Polyporaceae.